AUGCAACAAUUAACAGUAUUCAUGGAUAUCGAAAGUUCACGUUCUUACAUUGACGAGCUAUAUUCGUCGGAUCCUGAGAGAAUCGUUGAGGCAUUGGUGAUGCUGAAAAACUCAGUUAUAGGAAGUAAUAGACAGAAGAGUUCAGUGAUACAACAGGGAGUAGUUCCGCGUCUCCUACAGCUGAUGUCUGAUGAUACCAUGGACCCCAUCAUAAAACUUGAAGCUACUAUCACAAUCGGUUCUCUAGCAAAAGGCACCACAGAAAAUGUCAGAGCUCUGGUUGACCAAGGAGCAGCUACAGCCUUAGUAAAUCUUCUGAAAUCAGCACCAUUAGGCACAAAGGUGGCAGAAGCAGGGUUAUGUGCCUUGCGAAGUGUCUUCAUGCACCCACCAGCUCCAGUGUCAGCAUUGCCAGCAGAAACGAGUUUGCUGGCCAGAUUGACACAAAUAGCCUGCGAUGGUACCCCAACAGCGCGCACGUGCGUCGUCCGAAUACUUUCCAUCUGGUGUUGUGGGACCGCAGAACAAGAGGCGUUGUGUGCAGCGGGCGCAUGCGAGGCAGCCGCUGCAUUAAUGGCAUCGGCUCCUCCCGCAGCACCUGCGUUACCUGCCCUGGACUUGUUAGCGAAUAUGUGCUUUGAAAAUGCUAAUGUGUCACAAGUAGCACUAAAAACAAAGCAUGGCGACAAGACGAUACCGGAAUUGUUGAUGUCACUGGUAUCCCGGGACAAACCAUUAGUGGUAGCUAUGGGCGCCGCGCGAUGUCUCACCUUCAUACAUCGAGCAGGAGCUUUACCGGCUGACGACAGCAGAGUGGUGUUCGGUGCAUUACCAUGUUUAGCGAGGCUAUGUACGAAGGAGAUGCCCGAGGACAUCAGGGCGACUGCUGCGGAGGCCUUAGCAUAUUUAGCAGAGGUCGACACAUCAUUACAACGACUAGCAGCAAUUUCAAAUCAUUUAAUGACAUCAUUAGCAGACAUCGUCAAUUGCCAGUCAGCGGCCGCUAAACAAGGAGCAUUCAAAUGCUUUGCUUCACUAGGUGCUAACGAUGAAGAUAUCAGGAAGAGAAUCAUAGAGACCCAUGGACUAAUGGUGCACGUAAUCAAUGGAAUGAACAAUCCUGAACCCUUGGUACGAUUAGCAGCAGUGAGAUGUUUGCAUUCUCUAUCAAGAUCAGUGCAGCAGUUACGAACGACCUUUCAGGAUCAUGCUGUAUGGAAACCUUUAAUGCAAUUAUUAAACGAUUCGCCUGGCACAGAACUACUCACAGUUGCUUCAUCUACACUCUGCAAUCUAUUGCUCGAGUUUUCACCAGCCAAAGAGCCAAUGUUGGAUCAAGGUGCAGUAGAAAUAUUAUGUAAUUUAACGAAAAGGCCAGAAUCUGCAUUGAGAUUGAAUGGAAUAUGGGCGCUUAUGAACAUGGCUUUUCAGGCCGAACAAAAAGUGAAACAACGCAUUCUGUGUAGUUUAGGCACGGAGCAGAUGUUUCGGUUGCUGGGAGACAGCGACACGCGAGUGAUCAUGAAGACCCUAGGAUUGUUGCGAAACUUGUUGUCAACCAGACACCACAUAGAUGCCAUCAUGAGCGAGUACUCCUCCCAAGUUAUGCAGGCGGUGAUAGUAGUGCUAGAAGGCUCAUACCCAGCUGAAGUAAAAGAGCAGGCACUUUGUAUCCUCGGUAACAUUGGUGACGGAGAGAAAGCAAAAGAUCUUAUUAUGGCCAACGAAGAUGUUCUCAGAAAACUAGUCGAUUAUCUGGCGCACCCCGAGAGCAAGCUGCAGGAGGCGGCGCUGUUCGUGGCCACGAACCUGGUGUGGCGCGGCGAGGCGGGCGCGGCGGCGCGGCAGGCGCGGCUGGCCGAGCUCGGCGUGCUGCGCGCGCUGCAGCUGCUGCGCGCGCGACACGACGCGCACCACCUGCACGACAAGGUGAAGACGGCACUGGCGCAGUUUAACGACUUCACAUAA
This is a messenger RNA of Arctia plantaginis, 1968 nucleotides long. Lineage: Eukaryota; Metazoa; Arthropoda; Insecta; Lepidoptera; Erebidae. The record is from the annotation of a GenBank genome assembly.